AUGUGCCGUCGGAACAUGUUCUUAAAAAUCCUCGACCCUAUUGUGGCUAGAUUCUCCCUUUUACAUGAAAUUCCGCAUCAUUUCGAGACCAUAUUAUCAGGUGGAUUCACCAUCCAGAAUACGACCUUUAGAAUCAGAAUGUCUAAUAUUUCAAUAGGUAAUGAUCUCAGAGAUUCAUAUACGGAAACUCGGAAAUGGGUCAUUAGCAAUACUAAAUGGUUACAAGAUCUAGCAUCGUUUUAUCGUGAACGGGCAAAGUUGGAGAAAGAGUAUGGCGACAAACUAUCAGCUUUGACAAAGGAUUACUUUUCUAAAAAGAGCAAUGGUACGGUUGUUUUAUCAGUUGGGGAGACACCUACAAUCACUCCGGGCUCGUUGGAGGCAGCUUCGCAGGUGGCUUGGAAUGAGGUUUUGACUCAGACAGAAACUAUCUCUAAGGACCACAAGAAAUUGGCUAAAGAGUUCCAGUUGCAGAUUGCAGACGAGUUUACCAGUUUAGAAAAGCGCUGUGAUCAGAUACUUGGCACUAUUGAUUCGUUUAACCAUGAGCUUGUCAACAAGCGUGACUUUGCGUAUAACAGUUUGGAAAAGGCCAAAAGGAGAUAUGAUGAAUCAUGCCAAGCGAUGGAAGCCGCAAGGUUGAAACAGACAAAGGCUUCUUCCACUAAGGCACAGCGGAAGCUUGAUGAAAGAGAGCAUGAAAUGAAUAUUGCAAAAAAUGACUAUUUGAUCCAGGUAAAUCAAACUAACAGGCUUAAGGAUAAGUACUAUUUCCAGGAUGUUCCUGAGGCGCUGGACUUGCUACAAGAUCUAAAUGAAUCUAGAAUCCGCGUUAUGAACAGUAUUUGGAAAAAGGCGGGUGGAUUUGAGAGAGAAUUGCACAAAAGAGUUGAGCAGAGGCUAGACGGUGCUGAUGAGAUCAUUUCACAAAACUAUCCUCAUUUGGACACCUCGAUGUUCAUCAAGCAUAACUUUCGCGAAUGGAAGGAGCCUGAUGAUUAUCAAUAUAUUCCGUCAUCUGUAUGGCAUGAUGAUGAACACUUUGCUGUUUGCUCUGACGUAGAACUACAUGAUUUGAAGAUUAGAUUAGCAAAGGCUCAAAAUUCUUAUAAUCGAUUACAGUUGGUUGUCCAUGAAGAAAUGUCUUCGUUAUCUCGGUUAAAUAAGAAGAAGCAAGACAUGAAAACUACUAAUGACACCGAUCCAUAUGCAUUUCAAGAAUUGUUGAAACAGUACUUAACUACUGUGGUUUCUUUUACAACCCAUGAAACAUCUAAAUUAGAAGCUGAGGUAGAAAUUGAGAGUAUUCAAAACAAUGUUAGCGAAUCACAUGAUUUGAAUACCGACAAUAUUGACGUCUCAAGAAGAUCUAAGAAACCAGGCAUGUUCGGAAUGUUCAAACGGUCUGCUGCAGUUUCAAAAUGCAAUAGUGGUGCUGAUGAAGCAUCUGAAAUGUCAGUAGAUAUAACAUCGAAAUCAUCACCGAAGCAUCACGGACUCCAUCUAUUCAGAACUAGGCGUACUCGUGCAGUGAGCACCGAAUCUUCAGAAAUUCAGAGUUCCCGUAUGGAUGAUUCAAGUUCGUUGAUGUCAAUCACCAAUGAAGAUAACAAAGUUGGAAAUCGUGUACUAUUUCCCUACACUAAGCAAGAUGCUGAUGAAGUAACAAUUGUUCCGGGCAAUAUUAUAGGCCUGAUACGGCAAGAUGAUGGUUCUGGUUGGAUAAAGAUUCGAAAUAUCACGACAGGGCAUGAAGGCUUCGUUCCUUCAACUUAUGUUGAGAUUAAUGAAGUUCCAACACCAUUUAAGCCAGCACCUAAGGCUCCACCCCCAAGACGGAAUCCAACUUCCUUGAGAACAGUUAUCGCUGUCUAUGAUUAUGCCGCCAAAGAUUUCGACGAGAUUAGCAUUCGAGCAGGUGAUGUAAUCAAAGUAAUUAGAGAUGAUACUGGUAAUGGUUGGACUUAUGGUGAAGUACGUGGCUCUAGAGGGUUGUUCCCAAGUAAUUAUUGUAACUAA
Messenger RNA from Eremothecium cymbalariae DBVPG#7215, 2019 nucleotides. It is a transcript of the gene BZZ1, whose product is annotated as Bzz1p. Lineage: Eukaryota; Fungi; Ascomycota; Saccharomycetes; Saccharomycetales; Saccharomycetaceae. Gene Ontology annotation, molecular function: protein binding. The transcript has a single exon. Gene Ontology annotation, biological process: regulation of actin filament polymerization. The coding region runs from base 1 to 2019 and encodes 672 amino acids. The record is from RefSeq and is a predicted model, not a curated record.